GUAAUUUUUUUCGCUUUAUUUUUCCCUUUUAGAUGAAUACAUAUUUCAUGUCUUGAAUUAUGAUUAUUGUCAUUAUUUUUCUUAUACCAAUAAAAUGUCGUGUGAUAUGUUUUUAAAAUUUACUAGCAUGUACUUUUAAUAGGAAUAAAUAAAUAUUUGUUAAUUUAUUUUUUAUAUUCAGGCUCAAUGAAUAGAGAAAGUGGAAGUUCGAUGUAUAGGCAACAUAAAGAAAAUGGUAAAGGAUUGACAGAUGAGUUUAUUAAUGGAGUUGAUGAAUUUAUUAGUUUUACACAAAGGCAAACACGAUACACAGAUGGAAAUAAAAUAAGAUGUCCAUGUACACAGUGUAAAAAUGCCAAGUUUGUUGAUGCUGAAAAUGUGUGUUGGGAUUUACGAAGUAUAUACGAAUGGUUUUAUCAAUAAGUAUUACAAUUAGACUUCUCAAGGAGAACCGCACAAUACAUGUAUUUUGCCACAACCCUUAGGAACAUCUAACUAUGUUCCUAAUGAGAUGGCUAGUUGGGGAAAUUAUGAAAAAAUGCCAUGGGAUCAAAGAAUGGUUUAUGAUUUGGUCGACCCUUCAACAUUUCACAAUACCCAACCAGAUAAUGUUUUCAUCCCACACAGUAAUGUGAAUGAGGAACCAAGUUCAUCUUAUUAUGACGUAGUUGCGCUAGGCACUAGAUUUCAAGAAGUUCUCAAAAGUGCAAAUCAACCUCUGUAUUAUGAUUGUGAUGGUGAUUCGCAGUUAUCAACGGUUUCUUAAUUUCUGAAUAUAAUGACGCGCUUCAAUUAUGUGAACAAUUAGUGAUUUUCCAGCAUACGGAACGCUUUCUGGCUGGAGCACCACAUGCUUGAUAGGGUGUCCUAUUUGUAUGGAGAAGUCAAAUGCAUUUUGGCUCAAGAAUAGCCGCAAUCUAUAUUACUUUGAUUGUCAUCGAAGAUUCCUCCCUCAGAACCAUCCAUAUCGAAAGGAUAAAAAGUCAUUUCUUGAUGGGUACACAUUGAACUUCCAUAGAUAUGUUGACUUAGAGAAGUUGUCAAUGAUGACUAUGAAGAGCCAUGAUUAUCAUGUAAUCAUGCAGAGAUUACUUGUUGUUGCUCUCAAGGAAAAUCUUCCGGAUAAUGUAUGAGCAUGCAUUAGUGAUGUUUGUCAAUUGUUUCAGUUAAUAUGCUCUCCUGUAUUAAACCGAACUGCACUGGAGGAGCUUCACCGUAAUGCUGCCACUAUAAUGUGUAAUCUGUAAUAUUUUUCUCUUUCUGUUUUGAAAGAGAAGUCAUGACUAAAUGAAAAAGACCUGCCAGAAAUGACGAUAUUGAUCUGGGAUUGUAUGAGCAAAUAUUUCAAUCUUCAACUAUCCUAGCAAAGGUUAUGGUAGAAGAACGUGCCGUCAUGUUGUGGAAGAUGAGUUCCGAAUUGCACACACCUACAUUUUGAUGAACUAUGCAGAAAUGUUUCAAUGUUGCCACUUCGGGCCUCAUUCACUCUUUGGAGAAAUUGGGAGAAAAGAUCAGAUGGCCUUGAAAGACGGACAAACCAGCAGGCCGUCGCGACCCGAAUAAGCGUUGUGAUUUCCACAGCGACAUCGGACACAACACGGAAGAUUGCGUCGCGUUGAGAAAGGAGGUGGCCUAUUUGCGGAAAAAUGGUUAUCUGACAGAGAUCAUGUCUAAACGCACCAAAUCACUGUUAGGAUGAAAUGAUAAAGCGUCACCGAAUGAGUCUCGGCCACCUUCACCUUCUGCGCCGCGUAAGGUAAUCAACUUUAUUAAUGGUGGAUCUGAUUUAUGUGGACUAACGUAUUCUGCAGCAAAGAGACACGCCCGGGAUUACACCCGAGACAAGUCGUUACAGGCCUACAGGAUCGGAAAACGUCAAGAGGAAUGGAAGAAUGCGUCAAUCACAUUUGAUGAAACGGAUAUUUCUGAUCCGGUACAAUCUCAUCACGAUACGUUGGUGAUCUCCCUCAGAGUGGAAAACUGCGAAGUCAAACGAGUCCUCGUAGACAACGGAAGAACCGAAAAUAUUACCACCAUGAAAAUGUUGAAAGAACUGGGAGCUAAGGAGGAAGAUAUAACAUGAUCUGGGUCAAGCUUGGUCGGAUUCAAUGGGGAGCCAAGCAGAACCCUAGGUAAUAUUUCGUUACCCGUAUAUACCCAUGGGUUAAAUGUGCAGGUCAAGUUUGACGUACUCGAAAGCCUACCAGCAUACAACAUGAUCUUGGGAACUCCUUGGUUGCAUCAAAUGGGGGCAAUUCCGUCAACUUAUCAUCAAAUAAUCAAAUUCCCAACGCCAUGGGGAGUGCAAAGUGUAAGGAAUAUUUGUAAUUAGAUUUUGAUGAUGCUAUAUUAAUUAGGACUUUAAAGUUCCCCUUUUAGAAAUUAUGUAUUAGAAUUUUCCUUUGUAAAGUUCUUAGCUUAAUCGACUACCAGAAGGCCUCCACACCAGAAGACCUCUUGACAGAAGAUCUUUUAUUCUCUGCCGAGGAACAGAAAACCUCAGGGUCUCUGUUAGCCUUUUCCAUGACAGAAACCCUCCUGGUUCUCUGUAAGCUUUUAUCAACAGAAGUGCUCAAGACCUUCUCUGAUCAGUUCUCUGCUAAAGACACCUGAAGGCCUGACACUUGGAAGAAAUCCACAAAGCCGGGAAAUCAACUGAAAGAUUCCUUCAACGGCUAGGAGUAUAGAACGGAAAAGCUACAGUACGCGCAUUAAAUGCACAUUUAAUGCUCCCCAUGCUCCGUGGAGUAAUUGCAGAUGAUUGGCCGCAAUGUCAGGAUUACUUUAUCCCAAAAUAGUAAACCGCCAACUUUACCGGGUCCUACUGGUCAAGUCAACUGCUCGGGCAUUAAAUGCAGUUGUCCUCCUUCACCUCCAACGGGUAGACAACCCUCAGUAUAAAAGAUACACUUCGAAGAACAACCGGAUAACUUUUGCUCUACUAACUUUGCCAACUUCACCACACUCUUUGCAAGAAAAACACAUUCAAAUCAUUCAAGGCAAAAAGGUCCUCUUGAGAUUCAAACUCUUCAUCCUCAACAAGAGUGACACAAGUUGGAAAGAAUAUACAUUCCUAUCAUAUAAUCCAACUAGAGAAAGGUUCCAAAAGUUCUUCAACAAAUUCAAGCACUUCAUCUACAUAUCUUUUGUAACGAAGCAAGUUGGAGGAACCCCUGUUUCAACAGAAACUCUUCUUGUUACAAGAAGGACGUCCAAGUAACUGGAGUAAGUGAAGUGGUGAUAUUUCCAGGAAGCUCAGUGAAAGGAUCAGUCUUAAAGGAAGCCAGGCAGUGCAUCCCAGGAGACAUCUAGGCUUGAAGAAGACGUGGAUAGCUUCUUAAGUGCUAGGACUAAGGAGUUGUAAACGGUCGUUUUUACAAGCUUAGUGGAACAGUGGAUUAGAGGAACGAGUUGUUCCUUGAACCACUAUGAAAAUCCCUGGUGUCAUUUACUUACUGCUUUAAAUAUUUGCACUUAGAUAGAACUGUCUAACUCCUUAGACUUGGUAUCUGUGUUCAGCAGAACUUGCCUUACGAGUUAACAGAAGGCCUACUGCCUUUGCUUUUCUGAGGCUAAAUCAACAGAACCCCUACCAGAACCCCAUCCGCUGCCAGUCUGUUCUGUCAACAGAACCAGCUAUUCUGUAAAAUCUGGUACUUAGUUUAAAAAGCUAAAAACCAAUACAGUCUAUUCACCCCCCCUCUAGACUGUAUCCAGUACAACCGGGACCAACAAGUGGUAUCAGAGCCUCCUUGUUCUAAUAAUCUCUUAGGUUAUUUGCUGAACAAAGAUCCACUUGUUUUUCUGUUUGACCUCAUUUUUAUCUGAUAUAAUGGAUCACUCCUUGUCCAAGAAUCUUAUGUUCUCAGAUCUUAAGUUUGAUGACUGGAGGAUCCGGAUGAAAGCGCAUCUUUGUGCCCUGCAUGAUGAGAUGUGGGAAGUUCUUGAUAUUGGACCUUUCACAAGCUUCCAAAAGGUCAAUCCUGAGCAUGCUAUUGACAACACCAGACCCCAUAUGAUUAGUAAAGCCAAGUCAGAAUGGACCACUGAAGAGAGAAGAAAAUAUAACCUGGACAAUAUUGCUAAGGACAUCCUCUACAAGUCCAUUGAUGACAGGAGAUUCAAAAAGUUUAUGAAGAAUCCCAAAGAUGGAAGGAGUCCAUCUUUCAACAGAAAGCCAUACCAGAAGGUCAAAUCAACAGAGAGCAGUGGAGAACUUCUCUGUUACAAUUGCAGACAACCCGGUCACUUCAAGGCUGACUGUCCCCAUCCAAGGGUGUCCAAGAAACAAGGACAAGAUGGAGAAAAGAAGAAGUAUGAAGACAGCUCCAGAAAGAGAAAGGCACUUGUGACAGAACAACUAGAGAAAGACCCUAUGUCAGAAACAGAAUCCAGUUCUGACUCAGAUUCUGAUGAGGCAUUCUGUUGCCUAGAUACAGAGACAGAAGACCUAUGCCUCAUGGCUCAUUCUGAUGAUGAGGUAACCUCUACUUCUGAAUCUAGUUUUUCUUCGGUAGGCUUAGCUUUUGAUUCUGAUUCAAUGUCAGAAUUUUGGGAAGAGUUUAAGGCCAUACAAGCCAAUUAUUCCUCUGUAACAGAAGAAAACAGUAAGUUAAAAGCUGAGAUUCUUGACUUAAAGAAGGAGGUUGAGAUCAAAAUCAAUCUUCUAAUUAAGGAAAGAGAUCAACUGGAGACUGAAAAUGUUUCUCUUCUCAAGAGAAUAAGAGAAAUAGAGCCUCUCGAGAUUAAGUACAAAGCUUACCAGAAGGCCCAGUCUUCCAUGGAAAAGAUUGUACUUGAUCAACAGAUUGGCACUGGUUUUGGUCUUAGUUAUGGCUCAACAGAAUCAGGUGAGCCUUCUGUAAUGCCUAGCACCAGAGUUGCUAAGGCAGACAAGGUCAUAGUGCCACUGAUUUCUAGCCCCAUCUGUCAAGCUGGUGUAUCUGGCACCAAGAUUGUUCAUGAGGAAGUCAGACCAGAAAAGGGAAAGAUAAAGGUUCAACAGAAACCCUUUUUGAAAAAUAAUGAACCUGGCAGAAAACCUAACAACAGAAAAGGUUUUCAAGAUAACAAAAAUAAAAGACCAUUCAUUGACAGACAACCUCAUGUCAAUCGUGCCAGAGAUGAUCACCAGAAGGGCAAAUAUCAAGAGAGAGUUAACUUCAGGCAAAUGAGGUUGGCUGGUCAACUUCAGAAGCCCAAGGCUAACCGUCCCUCUGCUCUUGAUAGUAUAUGGGACUUCUUUCCAACAAAGAAAGCUAUGCAAAAGUAUGUAAACAGGAAGCAUGACCCUCACAAGCAUCUGCCCAAAGUGAAUCACACUUCAAUUUACUAUAACUACCAGGUGGACAAUGGGUACCACCCACCAAGGUUUCACUUGAUGAGACCAAAAUGGUACCAACUACCCAGACUCCAUGACCCCCCAGGACCCAGCAUUGCUUGGGUACCUAAAUCUUUCUUUUAAUUUUGCAGGAACUGUGUGCUGGAGCUAUCUCUGAACAAGAAUGGUUUAUUGAUAGUGGAUGCUCCAGGCACAUGACAGGUGACAGAAGUUGCCUAACUGAGUUUCAGAAAUGCAAAGGACCUAGAGUUACCUUUGGAGGUAAUGACAAAGAAGGUCAAACAAAAGGAAGAGGAAAGCUGAUCAAGAACCAGAUAAUCAUUGAUGAUGUCUCUUAUGUCAAAGGACUGAAGUUCAACUUGCUGAGUGCUAGCCAAUUCUGUGACAAAGGCUACACUGUUGAAUUCACAAAGGACUUCUGUUAUGUGAAGCAUGAGACAACAAAGGAAGUGGUUCUUACAGCAUCAAGAAAGAAGAACAUCUAUGUAGUUGAUUGGAACACAGCAAAGGAUGGAGUUUGCCUGAUAGCCAAAGGAGAUUCAAAACUGAGCUGGGACUGGCACAAAAAGCUCAACCAUUUGAAUUUCAAAACAAUCAACAAACUGGCCAGAGAACACAUUGUAGAAGGGCUACCAGACAUUGUGUACAAGAAGGAGACCCUCUGCAGUGCAUGUCAGAAGGGCAAACAAGUGAAGAAUUCCUUCAAACCCAUUGCUGGAGAUCUUUCUACAAGUCCUCUAAAUCUGAUCCACAUGGAUUUAUUUGGACCUGUUGAGACUCCAAGCGUUGGUGGAAAGAAAUACACCUUAGUCAUGGUUGAUGACUAUUCCAGAUAUACAUGGACUAUCUUUCUAUCAAAGAAGAAUGAAACUCUUCAGAAGUUGCCAUCUCUGUUAAAGCAACUUCAGACUGAGAAGAACUUGAAAGUGAAGACAAUCAGGUCAGACAGAGGAACUGAAUUUGUCAACCAAGUUAUAAAAGACUUCUGUGAUCAGAAUGGGACUUUUCAUCAACUAUAUGCCGCCAGAACCCCUCAACAGAAUGGCGUAGCAGAAAGAAGGAACAGAACUUUAAAAGAAGCUGCAAGGACAAUGUUUGCUGAAUCUGGUUUGCCUAUGAGAUAUUGGGCUGAAGGAAUCAACACUGCAUGCUAUACUCAGAACAGAAGCAUGAUCAACAAGAAUCACCAGAAGACCCCUUAUGAACUCUGGAAAGGAAGAAAACCCAACAUCUGCUACUUUCAUGUAUUUGGAUGCAAGUGCUACAUUCUUAACAAUGGAAAGGAACAUCUGAAAGUCUUUCAAGAGAAGGCUGAUGAAGGAGUCUUUAUAGGUUAUUCAAACACCAGUAAAGCCUAUAGAGUACUCAACAGAAGGACCCUACAUGUUGAAGAAUGUAUACAUGUGAAGUUUGAUGAAAGCAUCUCUGUUAAGGAGGUAACAGAGACCCUCAAGGAAGUGAGCAUAGAAGACAGAACACCAGAACCAACAGAAGAGGUAGCAGACAACCCUGCAUUUCCAACACCUGCACCAAACCCCUUUCUGUUGAAUGAAGAUGAAGACUCUGAAGAUGAGGAACCAGAGAGACCAAGACAACAGCUGACAGAACCUGACCUAACAUGGUUAAGAGAUCAUCCAUCUAACCAAGUGAUUGGUCAAAUCAGAAGUGGAGUUCAAUCCAGAUCCACAUCAAGAAUAGAAGCUAUGCUUGCCUGCUAUAUAUCUCAAAUGGAACCCAUGACUGUUGAAGAAGCUCUUGCAGACUCAGAUUGGAUCAAUGCUAUGCAAGAAGAGCUUACUCAGUUUGAAAGGAACAAAGUAUGGGAACUUGUUCCUAGGCCAAAGCACCAGAAUGUCAUUGGAACCAAAUGGGUAUUCAAGAACAAGGCUGAUGAAGAUGGCAACAUUGUAAGGAAUAAAGCAAGGCUGGUAGCAAAAGGUUAUUGCCAAGAAGAAGGAAUUGAUUUUGAUGAGACCUUUGCACCAGUUGCCAGACUUGAAGCCAUCAGAAUCUUUCUAGCCUAUGCUGCUCACAACAACAUCAAGGUCUACCAGAUGGAUGUCAAGAGUGCAUUUCUAAAUGGAGAUCUUGAAGAAGAAGUUUAUGUGGAACAACCACCAGAUUUUGUCAUUCCUACUCAAUCCUCUUGUGACUACAAGCUUAAAAAGGCCCUAUAUGGUCUUAAGCAAGCUCCCAGAGCCUGGUAUGACACAUUGUCCCUUUUCCUAGUGAACCAUGGGUUUACUAAAGGAAAGGUUGACAAAACUCUAUUUCAAAUCUCUGUUGCUAAUCAUAUUCUGUUAGUACAAAUAUAUGUUGAUGAUAUUAUAUUUGGUAGUACUAAUCCAGAACUAUGCAAGAAAUUUUCUCAAGUGAUGCAGAGUCAAUUUGAAAUGAGUAUGAUGGGAGAACUAAGCUACUUCCUAGGUCUUCAAGUGAAACAAAUUCCAGAAGGAAUCUUCAUCAACCAAGGAAAGUACACCAGAGAUCUAAUCAAGAAGUUUGCAGUGGAAGGCAAAUCAUCAGUGAAGAUUCCCAUGAACACUUCACAAGGAAUUGGUCCAGAUGAUGAAGGAAAGGAUGUAGAUGCAACAACAUAUAGAGGAAUCAUAGGAUCUCUGUUGUAUCUUACUGCAAGCAGACCAGACAUCUCAUUCUCUGUUGGAAUCUGUGCCAGAUACCAAUCAAAGCCCAAGGAAAGCCAUCUAAGUGCUGCAAAGAGAAUCAUCAGAUACAUCAAAGGAAAUCCAAAUGCAGGCCUAUGGUACCCCAAGGGAGGUAACUUUGAACUAAUUGGUUACUCUGACUCAGAUUUUGCAGGUUGCAGAUUGGACAGGAAGAGCACCUCUGGUCAUUGCCAAUUGGUAGGAGGAAGACUUGUUUCCUGGUUUAGCAAGAAGCAGAAUUCAAUCUCAACAAGUACAGCUGAAGCUGAGUACAUUGCAGCUGGGAGUUGCUGUGCUCAGUUACUCUGGAUGAAGCAACAACUGAAGGAUUAUGGAAUUCAAGUAAAGGAGAUCAAGAUGUUGUGUGACAACACCAGUGCCAUUGCUAUCUCUCAGAAUCCAGUUCUUCAUUCUAGGACAAAGCACAUUGAGAUCAGACAUCACUUCAUCAGAGAUCAUGUUGAGAAGAAGCACAUAUGCAUGGAGCAUGUGCCAACAGAAGACCAGCUAGCAGAUAUUCUGACAAAGCCUCUUCCUGAGGCUAGGUUCAACAAACUGAGAGAGGAUUUGGGAAUGAUGGAUGAAAUUCCAAGGGAAAGUUGAAAAGGAAGGCCCUCUGUUGCUAAAUUUCUGUUAAUAGAAUACCUAUUGAAGAACCCCUUAUGUUAACCCCUUCUGUUCUCUACCCUGGCAGAACACCUCAGCAACAGAAACCCUUUAAACAGAAAGCCUCCUCUUAUGUCUAUCAGAAGGUUGUGGACUUAGAAAAAUCUGAAAACCGGGUGACCUAGUAAAUGAUUAAAGAUAUUUUACCCUUUUACCCUUAAAACGGUAUCCAGCCGCAAAAUAUUUACUGCGCCCCUUUUUACAUUUAUUGGUAUCUUGGAACCGUAAAUAAUUCCAAGCGUCCACUAACCCAAACUCAUAAAUUCCCCUUUCGCAAACCUAAACUGUUACUGCUUUCAUUACUCUCAAACUCUCAAACCUCCAUAGCUCUCAAGCUCUCUGCAAACUUUCUCUGCUCAAAUGGCUUUCAUCAACAUUAAUGACCUCACCAAGGAGGAAAUCAACACCCUAGUUUCAAACAUCUACACAGGAAUGAACUGCGACCUCUCCGCACUCCCUGAACUCGCUGCAAAUCAUGAAACGAUGAUGAAAAUCAUCAAGGGAAUGGAGGACUCGCAACUGAACAAAGUAGUAGGAUAUCACUUUGAUUCCUACAGCACAAGGGACGUAGCAGAGUUUUAUCUCAACGCUACAUACGAAGGGGAGACCAUUCGGUCAAACGUCAAUGGUGAGAACAUAACUCUCACUCCUGAAGAUCUCAACGCCCUGUUUGGCGUAGCGGAGGACCCUCAAGAAGAAGAAACUGAAAGUUUCUUAACUCUGGACAGUGUCAAGGUCACUGUGGACAAUUUUGUCCAACUCUACUGCCGACCUGAAGUGAGUAGAGUUCCCAAACUUUACAUGAAGAAGAACCACCUCCUUCUGAGCGAUUAUGAGAAGCUGGUGAACAUUCUUCACAGGUGUGUCUGGAGCAAGAGCACCUCCACCGAUGACAUGAAUGUACUCAUUGCAAAAGCUGUCUUUGCAGUUCAUCAUGGGAUGAACAUCAACUGGGGACAGGUAAUUGUCAAAUCCCUUGUUGAAUUCAUCAAAAAGAAAGACAAAGAGACCGGACUGUUCAAAACCCCCAUGGGUUAUGGUCUCUUAAUCUCUGAAACCUUGCUCAAGGCAAGGAUAGGGCUGAGAAAUCCUACUGAGGCAGACUACACCAAGUUUCUCUUCCUCAACACCUCCAAUGACAGGAAGAUUGCUCUCAAGGCAGAGCAGAAAAGGCUCAGAACUCUUGAGUUCAACAGAGAAAGGCAACAACAGAAGGUUGUUCAGCCAAAGAAAGUCACCAAGAAGCAACAGAAACCCCCUACUUCUUCUGAUUCUGAAGAAGAAAUGCCUUUGGUGAAGAAGGUGGUCAAGAAGGUUCCCAAAAAGAAGACCACACCUGUCAAAGUCCACAAGCUGGUGGCAAAGAAAUCCGUUCUGAAGAGAAAGGCACCUUCCCCUAUCUCAACAGAAAGCACCCCCACUGCCUCUCCCAUUGCAAAGAAGGCAAAGGUUCUGACACCUGCAGCACAGGAAAAGCUGGAGGAUUCUGUCACCUCUGCCCCAGCCAACAGAAAUGCUUGGCAAAGCAAGAGGAUUGUCUUUGAGUCAAGUGACUCAGAAGAAGAAGUAGUGGUGCAGGAUGCCACUACUCAGGAGGAACCACACUUCUCUCCUCCUGCCUCUACAAAUGAUCAACCUCUGGUGGUUUCUUCACCAGAACACCAAGAAGAUAGCAGAAUUUCAAGCUCUGCAGAACCCCUACUGAACAACUUCUCUGCCCUUGAUAGGGAAUUCGUCAGGGUUCUGGCAUGGAGAAAGUGGAGAGUGGGACCUCUCACUGAGCUACUGAAGAACUUGUCCCACUUCAUCUCUGAGGAAGAUGAAGUACUCCGAUGGGCUGACACAGAAGAUGUGGAACAAUGCCUGAAUAAAGACUUCCUUCUUUCUGUCCUACAGAAAAAGAAGGAGAAACACCAAGGAAAGGCUCCUCUGUUCAAGAACUCACCAGAAGACCAUGUGAAGGCUCUUCAAGAGCAUGAGAUGGAUGAUUUUGAUGCUUGGUUUGUUGAGAAGAAGAGGAAGGAGUCAAUGAUCAAGUUUCGACACAGUGCACAUGGAGAAGGUGAACCCUCCACUGCAAAUAACCUACCCUUGGUCAUGGAGAAGCUUAUCAAAGAAUGGAGGGAUUCUCUGUUCACAGAAACUGUACUAGAGGUAAUUCCCACAACCAUCCCUUCUCCCCCUCCCUCUCCUAAAAUCACUUCACCUCAACCCCAACAGAAAUCCCCCUCACCCUCAUAGAAAACCAUCUCCAGACAUAACACCUCCUCACCUCAUCAGAAACCCUCUUCUGCACAGAAAACCCCUACACCCCAGAAACCCUCCACCCCCAAAUCUUUAUCUCUUUCACCCUGCAAACCGUUCUCUCCUCCAAAGAACAGAUCCCCAUCCCCACCUCCUUCCCCUCAAAGACAAAUUAUCCAAUACCAACCCCCACAGAUCAUUUCUUCAUCACCACCACCUCAACAGAAAUCCCCUUCACCUACCAAGUCUGAACAUGCAGAAACUCCUCAAGACUCCCAUCCACCACACCAACCUGCUGCUCAGCUGAAACCUGAAUGGUUUCUUAGAGAUUCUGAUCCUACAACCAUCUCUCCCAUUCCUGCACCACAAGGGUAUUCCAGGCACUCUACUGCCCCCAAUCCCUCCCUCAGGAAGAAGAAGAAGAAGGUGAUCAGAAACAUGAUAGCAAUCUACUCCUCAUCUGAGGACUCUUCUGACAUGGAUGGAUUCAUGAUCAGCAAAUCCUACAAAGCCACUUCAAAGAAACAGAAGACCCCUCCUCUGACUCAACUUGAACAUGAACUCAUUGUUGAAUCUCUCUCCUCUGUCCAAGAACAUCACCUCUUGCCUAAGGGAAGAGGUCUAGAGAUGCCUCCAUCUGAUGGACAAGAGAACCAAAUUCCUUUCAACAAGUUCGUUGAAGCAGCUGAAGACUUUGGUGGCCAACUCCUCCAUUGCAUGAACAAGUUGAUACAGAUCAAUGACAAGCAUUAUGGGCACCUUGCUCAUGUGAAUGAUAAUCUCAACUCUGGGAUGCAGUUUAUCUCAGAUCGCUUUGAGAAUCUGACAACAUCUCUCAACGACUUCAUGGCUUCCUCAACUGCUAAAACAGAUACACUGUCAAGGGAAGUGGAAGGUAUCCAUAAGACCCUCUUCACAUUUCAUCAGACUCUAAUAGCUCAGGGAAAAGCUAUUGAAACAAUCUCCUCAAAUAUUGAUGAACUUCAAUGGGCUGAUACAAAGACAAAAGAACAGCUACUGGACAUAGAGGAACUGUGCAAAGUCCAUCGUGAUCAAGCCAGAACUCUAUUUUCUCAAGACAAAGAGAGAUACCAGAAGAUGGUUCUCUUAGAAGCCAGCAAUAAAGAUAUCCUGUCUGCAAUUCAGAAGCAACAUGGGCUUAUUGAAGGUCUUACAUCUGUGACUCAGACCUUACCAGAAACCCUGGAACAGAUUGCCUCUACUCAGGCCACAGAAUUCCAGAAACUCUCCCUUCUGCUUGGUGAUCUAGAUGAUGCCAAAAAGGGGGAAGAAGGCCCUCAUCUAUCAAAACCCAGGACCACCAGAACCUCAACAUCUGCUGAACCAAGUGUGGAUCCCACACCUUACUUUGAAGCUGCCCUUCAGAAGAAAAGGCUAGCUGGUAUCCCUAGACCUCCAUCCCCACUGAAGAAAGGAUCUAAGAAGAAGAAAGCUCUAAGCUUUAAAGAAUGUAGACUGGGAGGAUCUCAGGUAAUGACUGCUACACAAUUUGAUGAAAUGGAGCAGAAGAUGACCUCUACACAGCAACAGAAUAUGUAUUUGGACCAUGAUGGCCAUGUGAAGGUCAAACAUGGUGGAUCUCUGGAAGAAGCAGAAUUCUGGUUUCACAACAAUAUUUUACCAGGAAGAGAUAUCCAUGAAGGUGUUCUUAACUACUUAGACUGCAAACUCUCACCUGUCUGGGCCUCUUAUCAAAGAACUGGAAAUCUGGCUGGAAUCAGAAAAGAGGUGAAUGCAGAACUAAAGAGACUACAAGGACUGGAUGAACAAGUAAGAGCUGAAGCUGCAAAGGCUAUUAUGUAAUCAGACACUCUUGUAAUCCACCUUAACAAAAGAACAUCUCUGCCUCACACUUUGUAAGGCAAUUCCUCAUUCUCUGUCUUUUCUUUACUUUCUGUUUGUGUUUGUUUGUUUGCUUUUUGAUUUAUUAUUUGCUAUCUGAAUGUACUGCACUCUUACUAUUUUCCUAUGCCAAGUUGCCCACCAAGAUUUUAAUGAAAAGUUCUAAACUUUAAUUCUUUAUGGUGAAGGCACUUCUCUGGAAAUAGUUAAAGGGUUUUGGCAUCAUCAAAAGGGGGAAAUUGUAAGGAAUAUUUGUAAUUAGAUUUUGAUGAUGCUAUAUUAAUUAGGACUUUAAAGUACCCCUUUUAGAAAUUAUGUAUUAGAAUUUUCCUUUGUAAAGUUCUUAGCUUAAUCGACUACCAGAAGGCCUCCACACCAGAAGACCUCUUGACAGAAGAUCUUUUAUUCUCAGCCGAGGAACAGAAAACCUCAGGGUCUAUGUUAGCCUUUUCCAUGACAGAAACCCUCCUGGUUCUCUGUAAGCUUUUAUCAACAGAAGUGCUCAAGACCUUCUCUGAUCAGUUCUCUGCUAAAGACACCAGAAGGCCUGACACUUGGAAGAAAUCCACAAAGCCGGGAAAUCAACUGAAAGAUUCCUUCAACGGCUAGGAGUAUAGAACGGAAAAGCUACAGUACGCGCAUUAAAUGCACAUUUAAUGCUCCCCAUGCUCCGUGGAGUAAUUGCAGAUGAUUGGCCGCAAUGUCAGGAUUACUUUAUCCCAAAAUAGUAACCCGCCAACUUUACCGGGUCCUACUGGUCAAGUCAACUGCUCGGGCAUUAAAUGCAGUUGUCCUCCUUCACCUCCAACGGGAAGACAACCCUCAGUAUAAAAGAUACACUUCGAAGAACAACCGGAUAACUUUUGCUCUACUAACUUUGCCAACUUCACCACACUCUUUGCAAGAAAAACACAUUCAAAUCAUUCAAGGCAAAAAGGUCCUCUUGAGAUUCAAACUCUUCAUCCUCAACAAGAGUGACACAAGUUGGAAAGAAUAUACAUUCCUAUCAUAUAAUCCAACUAGAGCAAGGUUCCAAAAGUUCUUCAACAACUUCAAGCACUUCAUCUACAUAUCUUUUGUAACGAAGCAAGUUGGAGGAACCCCUGUUUCAACAGAAACUCUUCUUGUUACAAGAAGGACGUCCAAGUAACUGGAGUAAGUGAAGUGGUGAUAUUUCCAGGAAGCUCAGUGAAAGGACCAGUCUGAAAGGAAGCCAGGCAGUGCAUCCCAGGAGACAUCUAGGCUUGAAGAAGACGUGGAGAGCUUCUUAAGUGCUAGGACUAAGGAGUUGUAAACGGUCGUUUUUACAAGCUUAGUGGAACAGUGGAUUAGAGGAACGAGUUGUUCCUUGAACCACUACAAAAAUCCCUGGUGUCAUUUACUUACUGCUUUAAAUAUUUGCACUUAGAUAGAACUGUCUAACUCCUUAGACUUGGUAUCUGUGUUCAGCAGAACUUGCCUUACGAGUUAACAGAAGGCCUACUGCCUUUGCUUUUCUGAGGCUAAAUCAACAGAACCCCCUACCAGAACCCCAUCCGUUGCCAGUCUGUUCUGUCAACAGAACCGGCUAUUCUGUAAAAUCUGGUACUUAGUUUAAAAAGCUAAAAACCAAUACAGUCUAUUCACCCCCCCCCCUCUAGACUGUAUCCAGUACAACCGGGACCAACACAAAGCAUCAAGGGGGAUCAACAGUCGGCCAAAUCUUGCUACCAAACAGCGAUGAGGCCAACUGCGGACCAAACUACCUCGAAGAUCGCAUAGCAAUUAAAGGGUGGCCCCGCUCUGGUGGAAGAUGACGCCAAAACAAAAGAAGUCGCCAUCAACCCAGAACAUCCAGAAAGGGUCAUCCGCAUCGGGAAAGACAUGCCAAAGCACCUCAGAGACGAACGGAUAAACUUCCUCAAAGAACAUAAGGACGUGUUUGCAUGGAGUCACGACGACAUGACAGGUAUUGAUCCUAAUAUCAUAACUCACGGGUUAAACGUCAGACAUUGACGCAUUAGCUGACGCAUUACACAAACCCGUCAGACAGAAAAGAAGACGCUUUGCAAAAGAGAGGAAUGCCAUUAUAAACCAGGAAGUUGAUACGCUGCUUCGAACCGGAAAGGUAAAGGAGGUAAAAUAUACCGAUUGGUUAGCUAAUGUUGUUGUUGUCCAGAAAAAGAAAGGGCAGGAGGAAGGCAAGCCAGUCAAAUGGAGAGUCUGUGUGGACUUCACUGACCUAAACAAAGCAUGUCCCAAAGACUCAUUUCCGAUGCCACACAUUGACGCAUUAGGUGACGCUACGGCAGGGCACGAAAUGCUAUCCUUCAUGGACGCAUUCAGUGGUUAUCAUCAAAUACAACUUCACCCCGAUGACCAAGAAAGCACAGCCUUCAUCACGGAAACAGGUACGUAUUGUUAUGUUGUUAUGCCUUUUGGACUAAAAAAUGCAGGUGCGACGUUUCAGAGACUAGUCACCUUAAUGUUCAAAGAUCUGAUGGGGGACACCAUGGAAGUUUAUAUUGACGACAUGAUCGUCAAAUCAAAGAAAAAAGAGGAUCAUAUCUAUCACCUGACGGAACCCUUCAGAAGACUGAAGAAAUACAACCUGAAGAUCAAUCCAAUGAAAUGUACUUUUGGAGUGACGUCAGGGGAAUUUUUAGGAUAUAUCGUCAGUGAACGAGGAAUAGAGGCAAGCCCGGAACAAAUACGAGCAAUUAUUGACAUUGAAUCUCCAAAAUCCGUCAAAGAUGUCCAGAGGUUGAUAGGACGAGUCGCGGCUUUGAAUCGUUUCAUUUCGAAAUCAUCAGACAGGUGCCAUUUGUUUUAUGACGUCUUGAGAAAGAACAAAAAAUUCGAAUGGACAGAUCGGCACGAACAGGCGCUUCAGCAACUAAAAGAAUAUAUGAUGUCGCCACCAUUGCUCGCAAAACCCAAAAGUGACGAUGAACUGCAACUUUAUCUGGCCGUUUCAGAGCACGCCGUCAGUGCAGUACUGACAAAAGAGGAGCAGGGGCAGCAAACUCCAGUCUAUUACGUAAGUAAAUCCCUAAAUGGCCCGGAAUCCAGGUACGCUUUACUUGAAAAAUUAGUUUUAUCAUGAGGAAACCAGAAUUGACAGGUCGCAUGGCUAAAUGGCUGAUUCAACUUGGAGCUUAUGACAUAAGAUUCGAACCAAGAACAGCCUUGAAAUCACAGUCACUUGCAGAUUUUGUGGCGGACUUCAGUCCAAAGCUCCAAGAUGAGGCAGAAAAAGAGACUUGCACUCUGAUCGACGGAUUGCCAAAGCAAAAAUGGACAUUGCACACUCACGGAGCAUCAAACCAGAACGGCGCAGGUCUGGGCGUGGUACUGAAGUCACCACAAGGGGACACCAUGCUCCAAGCAGUACACUGUGAUUUCACCGCUACGAACAACGAGGCAGAGUACGAGGCGCUAAUCGUCGGACUCACAUUGGCAAGGGACUUGGGCAUCAAAAUCUUGGAGGUAAAAUGUGACUCUUUACUGAUAAUUAAUCAAACUAAUGGUGUGUAUGCAGAAAAGGACCCCAAGAUGACAUCUUAUUUCCAAAUUGUCCGAGAAUUGAUAACGGCAUUUGACGAGAUAACCCUUGAACAAGUCCCACGUGAAGAAAACACACAAGCUGACGCUCUGGCCGCCGUCGGAUCAUGUCUGGGGGCAGAAAUCAAUCGCAACAUCCCUUAUGUGCACUUGAUGAGCCCAGCAAUUUACAGAUCAGAGGUUGUCUCUCCCAUUGAAACCCCAGCACAAGACGACUGGACACAACAAUACAUAGCGUACUUAAUGCACAAUACUCUCCCAGAAGACAAGAAAGAGGCCAAGGCUUUCCUAUCCAAGGUAAGUAAAUUCCUACUAAUUGAUGGUGUACUAUUUAAAAGAUCUGUCGUAGGUCCAUAUCAAAGAUGUCUGACACCGCAAGAAGCCGCCAAAGUAUUGAAACACCUUCAUGAAAGGGAGUGUGGCAACCACACAGCCAGGCGAAGUCUGUCUAACAAAGCUCUUAGAUUCGGAUAUUACUGGCCAACCAUGAGAGAAGACGCAACCACUUUCACCCAAAGAUGCAAGCCUUGUCAGAUGCACGGACCAAUUUGUCAUCAGCCUUCUGAGUCGCUUCAUCCAGUCCUAUCACCAUGGCCCUUUAUGAAGUGGGGCAUGGAUAUCGUAGGAAAAUUGCCAGAAGCACCGAGGCAGAAAGUAUAUAUGCUGGCAAUGACGGAUUAUUUUUCAAAAUGGGUGGAGGCUGAGCCUUUUCGUCAGAUACGAGAUGACCAGGUAAUUUCGUUUAUCAAAAGAAACAUCCUUUGCAGGUUCGGCGUUCCUUCAGAGAUCGUCUGUGACAAUGGAUCUCAGUUCAUAAGCGCUAAGACCAGACGUUUUUGUGAGAAGUACAAUAUCAAAUUGGAAACGUCGACACCUAGGUACCCGCAAUCUAAUGGACAGACCGAGUCUAGCGACAAAAUUAUCAUUGCCAUCUUAAAGAAGAGGCUUGAAAAGGCGCAAGGCAGGUGGGCUGACGAAUUGCCCUUGAUACUAUGGGCAGACAUGACAACUCCAAAAAAUGCAAUCGGACAAACCCCAUUCUCUCUGGUGUAUGGCUGCGAAGCGGUCAUUCCUGCUGAAAUUGAAGUACCUUCUUCAAGAUAUGGACUCAUGACUGUGGAGUUGAACAAUGUGGAGUUGACGCAUGACUUGGAUACCAUUGACGAGAUCCGUGAACGAGCCAAGAUUCGUUUGCAGACAUAUCAACAGAUGGUUGCAAAAAGCUAUAAUAAAAAUGUCCGGGCGAAGGUGUUCAAGAGGGGAGAUUGGGUCUUGAGGAGAGCAUUUGGUAAUGAAGCAGCCGAAAAAUUUAGUCCUAAUUGGGAAGGACCUUACAAAAUCAUUGACGUCGUUGGUCAGGGGGCAUACCGCCUGGAAUCAAUCGAUGGUAAACGAGUCCCUCGAAGUUGGAAUGCGGUACAUUUAAAACGUUUUCAUUUUUAACAAGAGUUCUUUUCUUUUCUGCAUCUCUAUCCCUAUUACUAAAUGAAGUAACUAACUUGACCGUCGGAGGGCCGUUGGCUUAAGGCCAACGACCGACCUUGACAAUAAUUGUAAAUACAGGAAGGCACACAAAAAUGGCAAAGUCACAGGUAAUUAGUUACGGUUCACGUAAUCUUGAAUAUAGUAAAUACAAUUCAUCGUUUACUAACUUGACCGUCGGAGGGCCGUUGGCCCUAAGCCAACGGCUGACCCGAACGGUACGGUAUCAUCGCAGGACUCUGACAGGUUAAGAUCUAAAUACCAGGUGACACAAAUGCCAGAACAACAGGUAGAACAUCCAGAUUUGCUCAUGACAAAACGUCAAUAUACAGGGGACAUGGGGCUCAUUAUGAAAAAACCAUGAAUGAAGUUCCAUGAAACCGAAUACGUUUUGGCCAAAACACACACACAUUUAUGACACAUCGCAUACACAUGACAUGUUGCACACAUAAACAUCAUGCAUGCAUACACAACAGAAUGCACAUAAGCAAAAGUAUGGUCCAAGCAAUAGCAAAAACAGUGACAGAUUCACAUAAUAGUAUGGACAGGGCUGGGCUAAACCGCCAAGCAUAAAGCCCAUGAGUAGCGCGAUAAGGCGUUAAGUCUCGGAUAAACCACCGGGAACCCUUAACACAAGUCGAAAAGUGUCAGAGUAAUUCAAAAGCAGGGAAUGUUUGGAAUCCAGCAAACUUAGAAAAAAGGGGAAGCAUGAUCAUCUGACCGAUAAACGUUAAGAAUCAGUCUCAUCGUCAGAAUGACCCACCUCGAAGCCGUCUUCUCCUACAGGAGGAUCCAUCUCUUCCCUCAGUUUAUGCCAUGUCGCCACAUCCCGUUCCAAUGACCGGUGUGUCAUUUCUCCUUUAAUGAAAGACGCCAUCAACUCACCCCUGGUCUUCCAAGCAUAAUAGCAAGCGGCGUCAAUUACUUCCUGUUUCUUUUUUCGACCAUAAGCCUCCAAGGAUUUGACUCUGGCGUUGAGCUGCAGAAUCUGGGCAGAUUGAGUAGAACUUUUGUCUUCCAACUCUUGAACUAACUUUGUAUUCUUAUCAAGUGUAGAUGCUAGGGAGAUCUCCUUUUGUUUCAGCUCAUCAACGGUUCUCUCUAGUAAAGAGACACGAGCGGCAGCGACAAGGCUCGCCUGAAUACUCUGAAGAAGACAAGACAAGUUAAUAGAGAAUAAAGGGAAGAAAGCUCACUAAGCAUGGUGAUUCGUCAGCACUUGAAACACAUAAGCGGAAGAUGCAGCAAUAACACCGGUAGGGGGCAAGCAGUCAAAAAUAGGAGCAGAGGAGGCCAAUUGAAAUUGAGCCAUUUCGUUUUUCAUGAUCAGAGCGUCCUUCAAAUCACAGAAUUUCGGGGAAAGUGACAAGUGCAUAACUUGUGGUGGCUUCGCCCAGGUAUCAACCCCAUGUUCCGCAUUGGGAGCAUUAAGAGUUGUGGCAGCAUCAUGCGUCGGGUAUUUGGGGACCUUUGGUGGAUUUGCUGACAAUUUAGAGGGCAUCCUUUUCCUCCUCGAUGCCAUAGCCAACAGCUCAUGAUCAGAAGGAACGGAACGGGAAGUGCUUGAUGAAGUAGCUAAACAAAUAAAGAGGAAUAGGAGUAAGGGGUACUCGAUCCGGCACUAAUAAAGAAAAACAUAGACCUCAGAUAGUACCUGCAAUAGGAGUGGAAUCUUGGGUGGGGGCACGGGAGUAUUCUUAGCAAUCGGAAAAACAACUUGUAAAGGGACGAAAGCGCUCAUGCCCUCGCCAUCAUCUUUGGAAACUUCAGAUCCUUGCCCUGAAUCUUCUACGGAAACGACAUGUGAAUUCUGAUUCAAAUCGUGUGCGGUAGGAGUGUGCCUACGAGAUCGCCU
Messenger RNA from Cuscuta europaea, 19660 nucleotides. NCBI's taxonomy places the organism in Eukaryota, Viridiplantae, Streptophyta, Magnoliopsida, Solanales, Convolvulaceae. The record is from the annotation of a GenBank genome assembly.